AUGGGGCCCCCUCCCCUCGUCACACUUGUCGCAUGUUCGGCGGAAGCUUCUAAAAACUUUGUCGAUUGGUAUUACGCCUCGAUCAAUGACGGGAAGUCGGUCGCGCAAGGCUACGUGAACGCCAGCGAGCGGUACACGGCGGCAGGCCAACCGCCUGCUGAUAUCUGCAUCAAUGGGCGGGUGGUGGCAACUCCCGAGGAGUGGGACGCGCUGCUCGCGCAGCAGCGGCGUGCGGCAAACCCGACUGCGUCUGCCAACCCUUUCGCAUCUACCGACAAGGUCGACACCGUGCGCUACGAAGUAGCCAGCUACGACGUGCACGUCAUAAACUCAGACUACCGCUUUGCGGCGCCCCCAGAGGCGCUCGUCGACUACACCAUUACCAGCAAUGGCGGCACCAGACGGAAAGCGGAGGGCAGUGUGCGCAUCGUCAUGAUGCUGGCUGUCUCGGGCACCGUCCACUUCACAGCAACCGACGGUCGCCCGCUCGCGGAGCAGCACUUCCACGACGUCUUCAUCCUCGUCCCCAAUUGGGAUACCAUCUUGCGCCAUGGCUCCAGGGCAACCCGGAGAUAUAUUGCCAUCUCGCACACGUACCGUGCGUAUUGA
Lasiosphaeria miniovina is the source of this 609-nucleotide messenger RNA. RefSeq lists its product as uncharacterized. NCBI's taxonomy places the organism in Eukaryota, Fungi, Ascomycota, Sordariomycetes, Sordariales, Lasiosphaeriaceae. Bases 1 to 609 code for a protein of 202 amino acids. The transcript is spliced from 2 exons. The record is from RefSeq and is a predicted model, not a curated record.